AUGGCUUCGCCUUCUACCCCUCGGUCGACGCGUUCCGCGUCCCUUGGGAAUGAUGACACCGCUUCAGCAAGUGGGAAUUCGCCGGAGAUUCUCACGCCCGGAAGAAAAAUUAGGGCUAUGCUUGCCGCCUUUGACAGUGAUUCAGAUUCGGAUAAUGGCGGUUCUAGCAAUGUUCAUAGGCCAUCAAUUCCGAAGCCUAAAUUGAGUCCUAGACGCGCACCUGGAGCCGAAUCAAGGGCGGCCGCCAUCAGCAAGGAGGACGAGGACGACGCUGACGAGGAGGAGAGCAUUAUUGUUCCCAGGGGCCGCAUGGCAGCUCGAAUGCAAGCCGAACAACAAGAAGAACGAGAGCAGCUUAAUGGAGCAGAUAAAGGCGAAUCGGCAUAUGAGAGGGUAGCUAGAAGGUUGCAUGCCGAAUUGCAGGAGACACAGCCUCCCCAGACACAACAGCAAGAGUCCUCGGAUCAAUCAUCAGAAGACGAUCUGCCAGCGACUGGAUUUGGUAGACGCCGUUUGAAAGGGAUCAAAUCUUUCGAUGAUGACGAGAAGUCCCAUCGGUCACCAUCUCGCGAGCGUUCAGGUUCGCCGCUGUUUGUCCCAUCUCCUAAUAAAGAUGACGAGGAACCAACGGUUCGUGAUGAAGACGAAGAUCAAUCCGAGCCACGCUUGAAACCUAACGCCCGAUUCCUCGCGCUGGUCGAGCAGAAACGCAAGGAGAGAGAGGAACGGGAGAGAAUCGAAGCGGAGAAGAAAGCUGCGAGGGCGGAGCAGAUGAAGCAAUUCAGCUCUGAUAUCCUGUCCGACGAAGAUAGUGAUGACGAGUCAGGCUCUGGACGGAAAUUGACCCAGCAGUCCUGGCCGCCGCGAAAAGCCAGUAAGAAGGCGAUCGAAGAAAUGAAUCGGGAAACGCAGAGGAUAAGCAGGAACAUGCAACUGGCACACCAGGCCAAAACUAAGAAGAAGAUCACAAAGGAAAGUUUCUUUGCCCGGUUCAAUUUCAUGCAACCCCAGAAACCUGAGACGACUGCGGGACACUCUUCUACAACCACCAGCUCGGCUCCUUCGUCUGAUGCGGAAGGACAGAACGAAAAUACGACACCGCCUACUUCUCCGGUCCGCGAGGAGAAUGAGAAAUCACAUCCUGGCGCGCAAGAACAGACGGAAGAGGUGGGCGAUUUGCCCUCGAUGGAAGAAAUCAUGACACGGCAAGCUGCACCACAGGAACCAGUCACUGUUGGACGCGUCGAAGUUUCAGGGCCUACGGCUACUUCAGCGCCAGAGCCUGCAACGUCAAAACCGAGGCCUGAACGCAAAGUGCUCACCAAGCCGCCUGUCCGUGUCCGAAUCUCACGGCAGGAUGUUGCUCAACACCAGAAAGAGGACUCAGACAGCGACUUGGAAGUCAUUACUUCUCCUGCCAAGUGUCGUCGUAUCGCCGUUUUUGAGAACCUCCCAGCCAGACAAGCCCAGGAGCCGUCUUCGUUGCUGAAACUAAAGGCUUUGGCACAUCUCACAUCCCCGACCCGACGCAGUACAUCAAUGAGUCCGGCUGAACUUUCUGCCUCCUUAUGCGAACAAGCGAGGCGGCAAGCAGCGAAGGAGAGAGAAGAGAGAAUACAGGAGCUGAAGGCAAAGGGUAUUAUUAUAGAGACAGCAGAGGAGCGUGCUGCCAUGGAGGAUGACGUCGAGGAUCUGAUGGAAAAGGCAAGGAAGGAGGCUGAAGAAAUUGCGAAGCGGGAGAAGGCUGCCCGUGAGAAAAAUCACAAUGACGACGAAGACAGCGAGGAAGAUGAGGACUAUGAACUUUCAGGAUCCGACCAGGAUGAAGACGGUGAGGAGGCCGAUGAUGAUAACGAGGAGGAGGAAGACGGACAAGAUGACGGAGAAGAUGAUGAUGAUGACGAAGAAGAAAACGAAGGGGGUGAAGAAGACGAGGACCUGGUUGAUGAAUCUGAGGAUGAGCGUACUGAAACCAUGUCAUUGGAGGCCGAAUCCGAGGUGCUGGCACCAACAGGCCCCCGAAAACGCCGUAUGAGAGUCAUCAGCGAUGAUGAAGACGAGGAACAAGAAGCGAAGACACCCACCAAAUCAGUGGCUGAGUCUUCAAGCACCCCGAAGCGGCCCCAAUUCCCUGAUAUGUCAGCUUCCGAUGGUAUCACAAUGGGUCUGACACAAGCUUUCGCCGGAACUUUGGGCGAUAAUCAGCCAGGUGAUAGUCAGCCAGACAAUGGGGAAGAUUCUCUGAAACUGCUCCGCACCCUACCUGAUCCUGGCCUUCCUGUUGCAGAGGUGUUAGCACCCGACUCUCAGGUGGUGGUCAAGGACAGCCAGGAACAACGAAGAGAGUCCAUUGAUCUGCUUGCGGGUUAUACGCAAUCCGAUGCCCGCGUGUCAGAGUCUCCUGCACCAAACAGUUGGUCUCAGCCCUCACAGAUUCCUGAUCCGACUCAAGAUGUCGGCUUCGUGCUCUCACCCUUUGACCAGACGAAACGGUUCCUGGACUCCCCUGCGUCUACUAUAGAAACUGUACUCCUCCCUCGGAACGAAUCUCCAUCCAAGGAGAAGCGUGGCCGUUUGCUUCGCCGGGGACGCCCCGCUCAGCCGUCGGACGCAGAAGAUGAUGAUUUUGAGAUCAAAGCGAGUGCGUUUGAUGUGAUGAGAAAGGCAGCCAAGAAGAAGACUGCCGUGCCUUUUGAUAAAUCUAAGAGCAAAGCAAAAGAACACAUUGAUGAGCUUGCCGAGGAAUCAGAGGAUGAGUACGCUGGUUUGGGAGGUGCGAGUGAUGACAGCUCAGGAGAGGAAGACGAAUAUGACAGGGAAAUGAUCAACGACAACAAUGAGGAAGUUGUCGACGAGAAAGAACUUGCUGCCCUGAAUGCCGACCACCAGAGAGCCAUGGAUGAAAAACAAGUCAACAAGCUUCUCAAGGACAUCACGAGUGGAGCGCUUCGUCGGAGACGUGGAGCAGAUGAUGGUCUGGACCUUGAUGACUCCGAUGACGAACGCAUGGCUCGCAGGCGGGAAAAACGACGAGAGUUUGCCAGGAUGCGCAAAGCGCUGCUUGCUGAUGAGAAGAUUGGUGAAAUUGCGAGCAACCCGAAGACGCAGGCCUUUUUCAAGGCGAUCGAGGACCGAGAUUCGGAGGACGAAAUGGAUCUUGACUUCCUUGAUGAAGGUCCCAGCUCUCAAGAUCAAUCUUCUCAAGACAUUCAGCAACAGCCCUCGGUGAAUGAGGCUGCAGGAUCUGGAAGCAACAAGCGGAAACGACCGCUGGAGCCUUCGGCAGCUGACAUUGCCAACCGUCCUCCGCCUCAUCUUCGUCGCACUGCAGCCAGCGCGGUGUCUAAGAAACCCACAACGCUUGCUGAGAUCCGCGAAUCAGUGUCUUUCUUGAUCGAACAGCCGGAAUACGACUCUUUCCAUGAGGAUGCAUCUAUCGAGGAGGAGGAGCCUGGCAACUUGGAUAAUAGCGAUAAACCGUCGCAUGAAGACGAGAAUGCCAAUGCGGAAGGAAGAACAUCUACAGACGGAUUCACCAUCCCCCCGAAUCCCCGACGGACGCGUGGUCGAGUCGUGGACCGGCUCGCUCUCUUGCGGGCUGCUUCUUCCAACUCUGCCUCUAGCAACGGCAAGGUUGCGUUCCAGUCUACGUCGACUACGGAUGGCAUCCCUAAAAUCGGUUUCCGACCGCCGCCCCUCCGUCGCACCAUCACCGGAUCGUCGUCUUCGUCAUACAGUUCGAUAUCCUCGGGGUCUAGUUCCACCACUCGGACCACAACGGCUCCGCCCCCAGGAGCAUCGAACGCAAAGAAGGGGGCUGUUAACUACUACACAGCCGCUCGAGAGCGUGAAAGAGAAAGGGAACUGAGAGCAAAGCAACGCGGAGGUAGUUCAAAUAUUGCUGCACUGUUGAGCAAGCAGAAGGCCUCUGGGUUGGGGGCACUGAUGGGUCAGGGCCAGUGGGAAUGA
Rasamsonia emersonii CBS 393.64 is the source of this 3969-nucleotide messenger RNA. RefSeq lists its product as uncharacterized. Lineage: Eukaryota; Fungi; Ascomycota; Eurotiomycetes; Eurotiales; Trichocomaceae. Gene Ontology annotation, molecular function: anaphase-promoting complex binding. The coding region runs from base 1 to 3969 and encodes 1322 amino acids. Gene Ontology annotation, biological process: activation of protein kinase activity; mitotic DNA replication checkpoint signaling; mitotic G2 DNA damage checkpoint signaling. The transcript has 2 exons. The record is from RefSeq and is a predicted model, not a curated record.